AUGAUGCACCUCCUGACGGAGAAGUUCGUCUGGCAUGGAAUUCGGAAGGACUCCCUCGAGUGGGCCAGGACCUGCGUGCCUUGCCAAACUAGCAAAAUCAGUCGGCACACAGAAUCAGGCGUGGGGGAAUUCCCGCAGCCGAAACGAAGAUUCAGCAUCCACAUGGACGUCGUGGGACCCCUGCCCCCGUCGGAAGGCGCCAAAUACCUCCUGACGAUAAUCGAUCGCUCCACCAGAUGGCCUGAGGCAACACCGAUGUCGGAGGCAACCACCAAAGCAUGCGCCGAAGCCCUCCUCGCCAGCUGGGUCAGUCGAUUCGGAGUGCCAGACGAGAUCACGACGGACCGCGGACCAGUUUUCCUGUCGGAGUUGUGGACUGCCCUGGCCCGCCUAAUGGGGACAUCGCUACACGCCACCACCGCCUACAACCCAGCAGCUAACGGCAUGGUGGAGAGAGAGGCAUCACCAGUCCCUGGCGAGUUCUUCCCGACCAAUGCCGACGACACCGACGUCUCCAUCGCCAGGCUUCGGGAAUCCGCCGGGAAGUUCACGCCCUGCAUCAAAACCUUCUCCGACAGGACCAAACGUUUCCUCCCGAAGGUCCUAUCAUCAUGCAAACACGUCUUCAUCAGGGACGACGGCCGCCGCCCGCCGCUAACGAGACCCUACCGAGGUCCCUUCCGCGUCCUACGACGCACUGGCACAAGCAUUGUAUCUCAUAUCCAUCAAUUGGUCGCGAGGACUGGGUCACAAUCGAUCGCCUGA
Molecule: messenger RNA, 765 nt
Organism: Macrobrachium nipponense
Lineage: Eukaryota; Metazoa; Arthropoda; Malacostraca; Decapoda; Palaemonidae
Exons: 1
Coding region: 1-765 (254 amino acids)
Biological process (GO): DNA integration
Molecular function (GO): nucleic acid binding
Source: RefSeq, a predicted model, not a curated record